GCUGCAGCAGUAAACACGACGCACAAGUCAAGAACGCAAGAGACCAGGAUGAGUCUUAUUUGCAAGAGUGACAUCACGACAAAGAUCCCCGAUAUAGCCUGUAACAGACUGCUAGGGCGUGUGCUCUCCGCGGGUGCUUAUAAAGGCCAGCACCGCGCACACGAUGAGUUGGUGUGGCUAGCACCGUGCCCGGCAACCUUUGUCUCCCCAAUAAUGAUGGUCUCGCACCGCACCAGGUGCUAUUUCAAGGCUGAGCUGACAUUGGGGAGGUCCAGGACCGGUGCAGACUAUCAUCAUCGAUGUUGGCUGUUAGCGGGAAUUGAGCUCAGGAUAUCGGAUGUCCGCGAAAAUUAAGUUAUUUGCCCAGAUAUCAAGGUUUUCCAAGACACCACUCAAUUAGCCAUAGAACGAUUGACCUGUCCCCCCAACAACUGUCACGAAUCGAGAUCACAAUUGAUUUCAGUGAUUUAAACCAAGUCUCGUUAUUUACGUACCGAUUGUAUUGUUUCCCAUGUUCUUCUAUAUCGCUGGUAGAGUUUUGUUCAUUCCAUUAAGCCUACGUUUCACAACUAUAAAGACACGGUGAUGCCUUUGGCAGGCCUUCAGCGGUGGAUAGACGAUGGCUUAUGAUGAUAAUGAACAUUGCAAUGUGUAGUCCUGGCCACGUGAGCAUGCAUGUGCCGGGAUCUCGGUUCGACUCGGCUAAACUCGGGUUACACACAUGUCAGAGGUCACGGUGAGCCAUCUUCCUACGGGACCGUGCUGGCACAAACCUUGCGGCUUGCUCGCUGCUGGCCACUUAUGAACCCAGCGCCAAUAAAAAAAAAACUCUUCAUCCCCCCAUGGCCCAUUUCCCAGCAGCCGAAGCCAGGCUGUUUAUCACAUGGUUCAGAAGUUUGGUGGGCGGUUGUUAUUUGUCCCAUGUUACGUAAAAUGUUUUUUAUAAAUGUGUUGUGCAUAUGUCUGUGUGUGAUUGUGUGUGUACGAUGGGCCUCUUUGGAGUCUCGUGAAGGGCGCUACUGGGCAGUUGAUGCUAUCGCCCCCCCCUCCCCCCAGCAACAACAGAAGGCGGCGGAGCGAAGCUCACAACAACUAACUGAGCGCCAGGUGGCUAAAACGCAGCAAGUUGACAAGAGUAGGCAGCACAGAUGAAAAUAAAUAAAUGAACUUCGACAGAAUCACCUGAAAAAUGCGUCAAGUCUCAUCAGAUCUCAGAAGCUAAGCAGGGAUGGAGGUGGGGCCGCGGGGCGGCCUCUGGGACGUGUUCUCCGCGUGCGACGAAGACGGAGAUGGCUGGGUGGACGUGGGGCACUUCGUGAGACUCGCGGCGUCUCACCUGCCCAGCGAGCAGGAGGCGGUUGCCCUGGGGAGGCUGCUGGACCCCAAGGGGCUGGGCUUGAUCGACUUCGACGCCUUCUGCCGCGGGGUCUCCGCGUUCGGAGGAGCAGGUGGAACCGCACAUCUGGCAGAUAAGGAGCAUCAUGAUGGGGAUGACGAGGAUUGUGAUCAUGGCGAUGAUGAUGAUGAUGGUCGACGUGAUGGCUACAACGGGGGCCUUGGCCCGGACUGGGAUGAGGUGGGGGAAGUCACGGACAGCGCGUACCUGGGCUCGGAGAGUGCGCCCAGCGAGACGGAGACGCUACCCGACGAGGAGACGAGCGUCACAACUCGGGAGCAGCACCAGCAGUGGCAGCAGUGGGAGGUCGCUCCCUCUCCUGAGGAGCAUCCGAAGGAUCACGACCGCCGUCCGCGGCACAGCCGCAAGGCGGCGAGCGCCGAGUCCGGAGCCCCCGCCGACCUGGGAGACGCCUUCGAGUCCAGAGCCCCCGCCGACCUGGGAGACGCCUUCGAGUCCAGAGCCCCCGCCGACCUGGGAGACGCCUUCGAGUCCAGAGCCCCCGCCGACCUGGGAGACGCCUUCGGCUACCUGCAGAUGGGUGGCGAAUCCGCCUCGCCCUCGCACGCGGAGCUUGGACUCCCGGGGGCGGAGGAGGAGGAGGGGGGCGCGGGCCCCGUCUGCGGGGACCGGCCCCGACACGGUGGAACGCCGGGGCCCGACGCGACCGCCUCCACCCCGCCGGGGUCGGGGAGCCAACCCGGCGUUGGCGCUCGCGUCGGUCGCGGCGACCUCCCAGGCCGCCACGCGCCGGACGCAGGUUACUUGUCGAGGGCUUCGUCCGCCGCCGCGGUCGAUGGCAGCCGCGAUGUGCCGGGCGGGCGCGGCGUGGGGGGCGAGGCGCCGCUCCCCUCUGAUGCAAGUCAAUCGACCGAACCCACGGGCAGCAGCGAUCGCCGCCGGCGAGACGCGACGGGAGAUUUGGGCGAAGGAGAGGAUUCUCCGAGAGCCGUCGGUCGCGGUGACCUCCCAGAGGCCUGGUUCGAGUCUGGUUCCCGCCAGGGUCUUCGGAACUCGCCCCGCAUUGGCGAUGGAGGUCAGCCGCGGACGUCCGGCAGAGGACGGGACCCGGACGGUGCCCAGGACGGAGGCGCCAGCGCCGGCGACUUUUCUGAAGUUGGCGCGGGGGCUGCGCCCUCUGAAACGCGCGGUCUCAAUCACGCAAGCGACCACCGCCGCCAUUACCACCACGCAGUGCCGGGGCAUCGCGAGGAGGACCAAGAGUGGGGGAGAUCCGACGGGACCGGUCCAGAGCCGAACCCAGCGGUGAACGGAGUGGAGGAGUUUGAGGAAAGCGGCGACGGUGAGGAGGCGACGGCGGCGGCGGUGAGGGCACCUCGGAGACACGACCUCUCCGCCAGCGACACCUGGUCGCUCCGGGCGCCGUCCUACGGCUCGCGGUUCUCCACCUCCAGUCCGGCCAGCGCGGGGGAGCCGGGCGGGAGGCAGGGGGCGAGGGGCGAGGAUGGCGACGAGGGCGAGGGCUCCUACUGCCUCUGCUGCCGACAGAGGAUCGCUCGGCUCAAGGAGCUCGACAGGAGACUCACUCAGCUGCACCUCACCGGACCGAGGCAGAGGAUAUCCACGAAAGCGUUUGCGAGGCGUCUGCAGCCCGGGGGACACAGGAAGUCGGCGAGCUGCAGCAAUCAGGAGGACUUCUUUGGGGAAAGCCCAGACACGGGGAGUGAGGUCAACCAAAGGAUGAGCUUGCUGGAGAGCAAGGUGCUGGAGCUGGAGAGUGACUCGGUCAUCACGUGCGACCUGCAGACGCAGAUUAAGCAAGAGAACACGACUCUCAUCCACAGGAUAAACGAGCUGGAGGAUCGUCUGCGGGAGACGGAGGUGCGCUCGGAGCUGCGCUCGCACGAGGUGUCACUCCGCCACCAGGAGGUGCUCGCCAGGGUGGAGCGCCACAAGCUGUCGGAGCUGGAGGCACUGCGGGCGCGGCUACUGCAGGUGGAAGAAGAGGGUUCUGCUCUGAAAGCGACCGUCGCGCAUCUGAAAACACUGGCACACAGACUGACGGAGGAGAAGGAGGCACUGGCGGAGCGGCUGGAGGAGUCCGUGUGCCGUCUGUCCGAGGAGGUGACGCUCGGCCGCACGCUCGCCGACAAACUGCGGCAGGACGAGCAGCGCUUCCAGCACGAGCACGUGGCCACACACGAGCUGAUCGAGGAGCUGCGGCGGGAGCUGGAGGGGCUGCAGCUGCUGCGGCUGGAGGCAGAGCGGGGCACGGCGCUGGGAGGAGCGCGCAGGAGGCUCGGAUCCAGCACGGGCCUGCAGGAGUACCAGGCGCGUACCCGCGAGGUGGAGCUGGAGCACGAAGUGCGGCGCCUUCGGCAGGAACGCCAGCGUCUGCAGGAGCAGAACGAGGACCUGAGCGGACAAAUCAUCAGCACGAGUCUGCAGGGAGCCAAGAGCCUCUUGUCAGUGCCCACGCGCUCACAGGCGCUGGCGAGCAACCCUGACGGUGCUACUCACGAAGAGGUGGUGGCGGCACUGCACGAAGUCGAGGAGAUCAACGACCAGCUGCGGCAGUACAUGGACCGCGUCAUCCUCGCCAUCCUCGAGACCAACCCCUCCAUCCUGGAGGUCAAGCCCUGAGUGCGCGGCGCGCCGGGUGGCCACUCCGGCACCGCCGACCUGGAGUCGAACGGGGGAAUCCGAGGUCACGACCGGCUCUUGUAGACGCACUCCGUGUGUCCCGUGCUGCGUGGCACGAGCUUGAAGUUUUGUGGGUGGGAGAGACGCGACGACUUUUAAAAUGGGGGGGGGCGGGCGUUCCGCGUGAGUUCACUGACGACGUCACCGCUCUGAGGAGUUGAGACCCAGGCGUGCGACGAUUCGUGCAUUGGAAUCGAUUCGCAAACUGACGGCGCACGCGUCGAAGCGUUCGUCCUCCUUAAUCGUUUACUAUUCACGCAAAUUGUGCGUCUGCGCUACCUGCCGAUAUUAUAUAUGCUUUUAUGGUGUGCACAAAACUUUAAAAGCAAGAGGGAGCAAACCACAAACAAUACAAAUGAGAGAGGACCCUCCAGACAGAAUUAAUCCAUUGCUGAAUUGAACUGAAUGGUACUUGCCGACGUAUAAUGUACGAAAGAGACAUUACCGUGACGGUGAACGGAGCACCAUGAUGGUUCUCUUGAUCGUAACUUCAUAGUUUUUAUCGAAUUAAAAAAAGUAUCUUGCUGCGUAUGUGACAGCCCUGGACGCGCAGCACAGGUGUGCAUCCACAAGAUCAGAGUGGUUUGUGUUUUGGAAAGGGAGGAGUUGGGGUGGGGGGGGGCUGCAUCUUCCCUUCAGCGCUGGAGGUAGUGACGGUCACUUAAAUGUCACCAGUGGAAUCCCCAGUACCCCCCCCCCCCCGGAGUCACGUGACGUCACGCACGGCUCCCGUUGUGUGCCGACGGCAUUCCCGGCCGCGUGGACGAUGGAUGACCGCAGCGCAGUGAGACGCCUGCGGCCUGGGCUGUCGGAUGGGCGGCUCAAGCGGUCAGAACUAAGGCACCAGCCCGAAGCCCGAACCACGGACACCCAACGUUCAGGAACGUGAGCGAGCGGGCUUGUGUUCGCGUUGGAUGCAGCUGCUGCUGCUGCUGGUGCUUACAGGGAUUUCGUCUCUUCCACUCCUCGACACUUCCGGUCGUGUCUGGAAGACCGACGCAAGAUGCUGUAUUUCGGUGGGGGGAGGGAGGGGGUGGCGAGUGGGGGAUGGGGGGAGAGUUGUACGUAAAAACUUUGCAGUUCGGUGCCCUGCAUAUUUUCUCGCCGGUUCACCGACCCUCGUGGAAUUGGAAGCGCGAAUGAGAUUAACGAGGUCGGUAUGACGGCAGAAUGAGUGGGGGCAAGCAAGUAAAUAAAAAUCAAACCACUCGCCAGUCAUGUUAGGCUAAUGCACUGCGUUACGGGUAGCUGUGCACUUCGUACACGUGGUUCAAGGAAUGUACAUUUUGUUUUUGUAAAAUGUCGGGAUUUUGUCGUUGCGGAAUUGCAAAUAUUUUUAAAAGGGAUCGUCUUGUGUGUGUGUGUGUGGGGGGGGGGUGUAGAUGGACUACAAAUGUGUUGGGGUGCACGAGACCCCCCUUCCAAUCCCACACCAACCCUUUCCAUACCACUGAGCCCCCCUCCCCAUCACCUUGAGUCUCCAAAGGAGGGGGGUGGGGAGUCAGAAUAAACCCGACGCUUUCCACA
This is a messenger RNA of Petromyzon marinus (sea lamprey), 5587 nucleotides long. RefSeq lists its product as uncharacterized. The record is from RefSeq and is a predicted model, not a curated record. Gene Ontology annotation, biological process: endocytic recycling; regulation of cytokinesis. NCBI's taxonomy places the organism in Eukaryota, Metazoa, Chordata, Hyperoartia, Petromyzontiformes, Petromyzontidae. Gene Ontology annotation, cellular component: recycling endosome membrane; endocytic vesicle; midbody.